This is a messenger RNA of Alosa alosa (allis shad), 1414 nucleotides long. RefSeq names its product translin-associated factor X (gene tsnax). Gene Ontology annotation, cellular component: cytoplasm; nucleus. Bases 195 to 1070 code for a protein of 291 amino acids. The transcript is spliced from 6 exons. NCBI's taxonomy places the organism in Eukaryota, Metazoa, Chordata, Actinopteri, Clupeiformes, Clupeidae. Gene Ontology annotation, molecular function: RNA endonuclease activity; RNA binding; sequence-specific DNA binding. The record is from RefSeq and is a predicted model, not a curated record.
AAAUUAGUCCCUGUGUGAAGCAAUAUUUCUGUAAGACAUUGCCUCGAUGCACAUCCAUAGCCUACUGACGUUACGUAGGCGACAGCAAACGAAGAACCCCACGCCGAAUUGUUGUCGUCUUUUAAAUUUGUAUUUUGUUGUUGGAGGCAUUGAAAGUCUAUUAUUAUCAAGUGGAACAAGGAUACAAUUAAGUCAUGAGCAAAAGAGAAGGGGAAGGAUGUCCCCGCAAAAAGAAAACCGAUGGUACACAGAUUCAGAAGAACGAUCAACGUGAAACUUCUAACAUAAACCCAUCUUCAGCUGUGCUGUCUUCUUUCAGAGCGUUUCAGCAGGAGCUUGACACUAAACAUGACAAGUAUGAGCGACUGGUCAAGAUAAGUCGUGACAUCACAAUUGAAAGCAAGAGGACUAUUUUUUUGCUUCACAGAGUUACCAGUGUUCCAAAUGUGGAGGAAGUGUUGGAAGAAGCUGAUGGGAAGCUGGACAGUGUGAGGCAGAAGAUUGGGCAGAUUGCGGAGGAGCUGAGAGGGGAGGACUUGUAUCAGUUCCACAGAGCUUUCACCCCUGGUAUUCAGGAGUAUGUGGAGGCCGUAUCUUUCCAGCACUUUAUAAGACAUCGCACCCUCAUCAGUCUGGAGGAGAUCAAUGCAAGGCUGGUGUUUAUGAGGGGCGAGAAGGAAGAUGCCAAGAGUGACCAGGUCAUGACCGUGCGGCAGGAGCCGGCCGUGCUGACCUUCCAGGUGACCCCCACGGACUACCUGCUGGGUGUGGCCGACCUCACGGGCGAGCUGAUGCGCAUGUGCAUCAGCAGCGUAGGCAACGGCGACAUGGACACACCCUUCCAGCUGGGCGGCUUCCUGCGCGAAGUUCACGAUGGCUUCGCCUACAUCGGCAACACGGGCCCUUACGAGGUGUCCAAGAAGCUGCACACACUCCGACAGAGCCUGGCCAAGGUGGAGGACGCCUGCUAUACCCUUCGAGUGCGCGGCUCCGAGAUCCCCAAGCACAUGCUGGCUGACGUCUUCUCCAGCCGCGCCGUGCUCCUGGACCAAGAUGAAGGCAUGGCUUAACAGAGAGUCGGCCUGUGCUUCCCUUCUCAUGCUAAUUCGUUACGUUCUGCAUGGGAUGAGCAUUCAUGCAUGUUUUCCCUAUGUCGAGCCAUGUGUUGUUUUUUGUAGUUAUUUAGUUUGGGGGUGUGGAGUCUCUACAAGCUGGAUGCAAUCUCCAGUUAGAUGUGGACAUUUUGUUGGCUUUGUUGAAAAGCAUAUGGUUUGCUUGUUGCAAACUGCUAUUUCAUAAUGAUGUAAAUGUGAUUUAUGUCGCGUUCAGUUUAUUGGUUUACAUAUUUGCAUUGGAAUGCAGCAUUGAUAUCUUCAAUGUAUAUGACUUUUUAAUUAAAAAUUUUUGUUACAAA